Myripristis murdjan (pinecone soldierfish) is the source of this 2266-nucleotide messenger RNA. It is a transcript of the gene cpsf4, whose product is annotated as cleavage and polyadenylation specific factor 4. Gene Ontology annotation, molecular function: RNA binding; zinc ion binding. The transcript has 8 exons. Bases 314 to 1126 code for a protein of 270 amino acids. NCBI's taxonomy places the organism in Eukaryota, Metazoa, Chordata, Actinopteri, Holocentriformes, Holocentridae. The record is from RefSeq and is a predicted model, not a curated record.
ACUAGGUCAAAGGUCACCCCGCGCGCCUUCCGUCUCCCUGCAACAAGGAGCAUCUCUGUUGUAAAGUACUACGAGUAUUAUUGGAUAGUUUAAACACCUUUUCUUUGCAGCGACCAAACAGAUCUACACAACCUUUCCUUACGGUCCUCUCCAUCAACUGACCUUACCGACAGACCGGUGCGUUUUCGCGAGCCAGCGCGUGGCUCAACGGCUAGUGUCGUUAGCUCACCGAUGACGCUAAGUUAGCAUCAGCUAGCUAACUUAACAGCAUAAAUCGUCGUUUCUUGGACCAGGGCUCGGUAAACUCGCAGACAUGCAGGAGAUACUGGCUCCCGUGGAUCACAUCAAGUUUGACCUGGAGAUCGCCGUGGAGCAGCAGCUCGGCGCACAGCCUCUGCCUUUCCCCGGGAUGGACAAAUCCGGGGCCGCUGUGUGUGAGUUCUUCAUGAGAGCAGCCUGUAUGAAAGGUGGGAUGUGUCCGUUCCGUCACAUCAGCGGAGAGAAGACAGUGGUGUGUAAGCACUGGCUCCGAGGGCUGUGUAAGAAGGGAGACCAGUGCGAGUUCCUCCACGAGUACGACAUGACCAAGAUGCCUGAGUGCUACUUCUACUCCAAGUUUGGCGAGUGUAGCAACAAGGAGUGUCCAUUCCUGCACAUUGAUCCCGAGUCCAAGAUCAAAGACUGUCCCUGGUACGACCGAGGCUUCUGCAAACACGGCCCCGAAUGCAGACACAGACACACGAGAAGAGUGAUCUGUGUCAACUACCUGGUCGGCUUCUGUCCGGAGGGCAAAUCCUGCAAAUUUAUGCAUCCCCGCUUUGAAUUGCCAAUGGGAGCCCCUGAACAGCCUCCUCUCCCACAGCAAGCCCAGAACCAGACAAAGCCGGUUCCUACGAUUGGUCGGUCAUCUCUCUCUCUGAUCCAGCUGACCAACUCCAGUCCAGGCCAGGGCAGCUACCAGCGACCACAGCACAACGCAGUGGGCACCACCAACCAGCACAAUAACAUGGGAGGCAACAGAGGACCCCGACCGCUGGACCAGGUCACCUGCUACAAGUGUGGUGAGAAGGGCCACUAUGCCAAUAAAUGCACCAAGGGCCACCUUGCCUUCCUGAGUGGACAAUAGCCUUGAGCCCGUACGUCCAAACAGCCAUGCUGUGGCUCGGUCCACUGACCUGAGUACAGGAGAGGGAUGGAAGCAGGACAAACAGAGGAAGCCACUGUGGAGAUUUUCAGGCUUGACUGAUGUACAGUGUGUCAUUAUCGACGGACACAGGCCACAGAGAGGUCAAAUAAAGUCACCCUUUCUCAUCUGAUGGAAGUCUUGGAUACAUGGAAAUGACACCACAAAACAAGAGACUUGAGUUGCACCAUUUGUGUGGCUGUGGAGGAAUGACAUGAUUAGUGGGUGAAAGUCUGCAGUCCCUGCUGUGAUUGCAGCAUUUUCUGCAUGGAUUGUACUGUAAAAUAGACUCAGAGCACCAGAUGUCCAGACAUUACAGCCAGGGUCCAUACACAUCAGGUAUCUUAGAAUUUGAAUGCUGCACUGCUUCUUACAUGAUAUUCAUGUUCAGAGGGUCAUGUGACCUCACCAGUGAUCCUAGAUCAGUAUUUCUAUUCUGAUAUCUCAUGCAUAUUGGCCCAGAUCUUUCUGUCUGACAGUGUAAACCAAAUCAUCCCCUGAAAUGUAAGAUGCCAAUGGACAUUCACAUUGAUGCUGUUUGUACUUGUUUGCCCCUCAUUUGUCCCGUAAUCAUCUGUGCUCAUAUCAGAUAAAACCGUUCAGGCUACAAGGCAACAGGAUGCAAUAUAUUUUUCACACCUGCAUCCUCUGACACUUUAAGGCCUUAAUGUAAACUGUGUGCAAAACAACUUGCAGAGUUCCUGUUUUAAAAUUCUUAGACAACUGGAUAGAUACAUUACACCAAAAUGAUGCCGCUCACUAUUUGGAGACUCAUAUCUAAACUUACCCACUAUUAUAAUUUUGUUUUCCGCAUACUUUAAAACCUGUUGUUAGUGACUCUCUAGGUGUGUACUGGAAAGCCUUUGCCAUUAGUUAACCUUUAUCUGAAUACACUUAUGUUAAUUCUAACAACGGGCACUUGUGGAAUGUAAAGCACAUUUCCCCUCACUUGUGUGACAAUACUUCAGGAUUUUGUUGAUAAGGAUAAUGCCAGUCAACAGAUGUACAAUAUUUGAAUACACCUUCAUGAACUGUAAUUCAGUGUGUACAAAUUAAAGGUUCAAAGUUGCCAUCACAGAUUUA